Molecule: messenger RNA, 1584 nt
Organism: Closterium sp. Yama58-4
Lineage: Eukaryota; Viridiplantae; Streptophyta; Zygnematophyceae; Desmidiales; Closteriaceae
Source: the annotation of a GenBank genome assembly
AUGGCGCUCCCUCGCGGCUUCUCCACUGCAGCAACGCUCGUCCUCGUCGCCCUGCUCGCGGCGUCCCUCCUCCCCGCCUCUCACGCGCGCAAGGACGUGCUCAUCUCCGCGGACGACGCUUCCGCCACGCUCCCCGCGUCCGCCUCCGCGGACGCCGCCGUGUCUAAUGCCGCCAGCGCUGCCGCCAGCGCUGCCGCGGGCGGUGCAAGCGGCGUGGAGGCUAUCACGGAUAUGUUUCAGCGCCAGGGCCCGCGGAUUCUUAACGUGGAGUCUUAUAUGGCGGAUGAGCCUCUUCCGGAGCACCUGCAGGAUCUGGAGUUGCACCGGCGCGAGCUUCAGUCCAAUGGCCCCCUUGCCGAUAAUUGCGGCAGGACGACACUUAGGAUCGCUCAGAAGUACCUGGGAGUGUUUUACCAGAAGAAUUAUUUGUUCAAUAUCACCAUGAUCAACAAGUGCAAGUACAGCCUCCUCAGCCCCCUUAUCCUCUUCGGCUGCAUCGACUUUGGAAAUCUCAUGGAAGGUUCUCUUGACAACCCCGCACGCAACCCCACCCCGUUCCAGCGAGUUCCCGUCUUCGACGAGUGCUGCGCGACCAGGUUCGGCAGGGGUAACUGCCAGAUUCAGUUCAACCAGGGCCCCAGGGCCGAAAUCUUCAGCUCCAGUUUCUUUUGCAACCAUUUUUCGUUUCCACCUCUCCUCGCAACUACUAUGGCGCUCUCUCACGGCCUGCGAGGAGCUUCAAGCUCGGUGGAGCUACAGCCUAAGCGAACAACUCUCCUCGCUGCUGCACCGGCGCUUGCCCUCAUCGCCCUCCUCGCGACAUCGCUCCUCCCCGCCGCUCACGCGCGCAGGGACGCGCUCAGCUCCGCGGACGACGCUUCCGCCACCUCAUCCGCGCUCCCCGCGUCCGCCUCCGCGGAUUCCGCCAUUUCCGCCGCCGGUUCCGCCGCUGGUGACGGCGCGAGCGGCGUAGAGGCUAUCGCGGAUAUGUUUCAGCGCCAGGGCCCGCGGAUUCUUAACGUGGAGUCUUAUAUGGCGGAUGAGCCUCUCCCGGAGCACCUGCAGGAUCUGGAGUUGCACCGGCGCGAGCUUCAGUCCAAUGGCCCCCUUGCCAGCAAUUGCGGCAGGACCACCCUUAGAAUCGCUCAGAAGUACCUGGGAGUGUUUUACCAGAAGAAUUAUAUGUUCAACAUUACCAUGGUCAACAAGUGCAAGUACAGCCUCCUCAGUCCCCUUAUCCUCUUCGGCUGCAUCGAUUUCGGAAACCUCAUGGAAGGUUCUCUCGACAACCCUGCACGCAACCCCACCCCGUUCCAGCGAGUUCCCGUCUUCGACGAGUGCUGCGCGACCAGGUUCGGCAGGGGUAACUGCCAGAUUCAGUUCAACCAGGGCCCCAGGGGUAAUGUUCAGCUUUACCCCGGGCAGGCGGUGUCUUUUCUUUACGCAUGGAAUAAGCCGAUGUGGCCGUGCGCUCGGGAGCUGCACUUUGCGAAUGGGGACACGUAUUUCAUGCCCAACGAGUUUGUGGGCACGGAGUGUACAAUGCCUAUUUUGUAUGGUGUUGGUAAGAAUACGGGUUGGUAA